AGCAGGUCAACACUAGAGUCUGGUUGCCAUGGCUGAUGUGAGGGGGAAGAACAAUUACAAAAUUGUGCUUCUCGGUGAAGGUCGUGUUGGAAAGACAUCGCUCGUUUUGAGGUACGUGAACAACACCUUCUCGGACAAGCAGCAGACCACCAUCCAAGCAUCAUUUCUCAGCAAGCGAAUAAAUAUAGGAGAGAAUACGUGCAACCUCGCGAUCUGGGAUACAGCUGGUCAAGAGCGUUUCCAUGCCUUAGGCCCAAUCUAUUACAGAGAUGCCGACGGGGCACUCCUGGUGUACGAUACAACUGACACUGAAAGCUUUGCAAAAGUGAAGAAUUGGGUCAAAGAGUUGAGGAAGAUGGUUGGACAGGAGAUUGUCCUGUGCAUUGCAGGGAACAAGAUUGAUCUGGAUAAAGAGAGACAAGUUGAGAAGAGUGAAGCGGAAGAGUAUGCAGCUAGCGUUGGAGCAUAUCACUUUCAGACUUCCGCAAAGCUCGGAAAAGGCAUCGAGGAAACAUUCCUUGCGCUGGCAAAGAAGAUGAUCGAACAAAGGCAGGAGAACGACUCUAGGCAAUCGGCUCGGCGAAGUGGGGGAAAUGCGCCGAUUCUUGUGGUUGCCGACGACACCUCGAACGGAGGAAGUGGAGCAGCCAGUGGGAGCAAAGCUUGCAACUGUUAGGAGGAGAAAGAUAUCGCUCCUCACACGCUCUCUCAGACUGUGAGACCAGACAAGUUGGAUAGCCAGUCUCUUGAUGUUUCAGUACGCCCAUUCAAAGUAUUUAUAGAUAUCCAUCUCAUGAUAGACCCCAAUUCCGAUAUGAUUACAUAGUUGUACCCAUC
Molecule: messenger RNA, 837 nt
Organism: Guillardia theta CCMP2712
Lineage: Eukaryota; Cryptophyceae; Pyrenomonadales; Geminigeraceae
Exons: 5
Coding region: 29-676 (215 amino acids)
Biological process (GO): Rab protein signal transduction
Molecular function (GO): GTPase activity; GTP binding
Source: RefSeq, a predicted model, not a curated record